Molecule: messenger RNA, 1942 nt
Organism: Achroia grisella
Lineage: Eukaryota; Metazoa; Arthropoda; Insecta; Lepidoptera; Pyralidae
Product: synaptic vesicle glycoprotein 2B-like
Exons: 12
Coding region: 315-1883 (522 amino acids)
Biological process (GO): transmembrane transport
Molecular function (GO): transmembrane transporter activity
Source: RefSeq, a predicted model, not a curated record
CAGUCUGUGGUCUGUACUGACAGUACAUGCCAGUUAUCCGCUCGAGUAACACGCAUCUCCGACCAAUGCCGCGAAACUAUCGCUCGAGAGUCAAAUUUAAGUAAUUCACUAUUAACGGGAAUUGCCAACAAAUGGGAUAGAGAAUUCAUAAAAUUUAAUAUUGACAUUUUUAUAUUAAAUACUUGUCAGUAUAAACAGUUGAAAUAUCGCUCGUGCUUGCCUAUUGAAACUAUUUAGUGUGAUAUUAGUUUUUAAGUUAACGAUUUUAAUUUGUGUUGUGACUUUUGUGUUAAUUUCUCGUCUUAAUUAAAUUAAUGGAGGAACAAGGAGAAAACAAGGAUCGAGUACAGCGGGUGCCCUUCGAGACAGCCCUACAUUACGCCGGUUAUGGCUGGUUCCAAUGGCUGCUGCUGAUGUCAUGCGGUGCCAUAUACGCGGUCUGCGCACUCAGCACCACAACCCUGAGCUUCGUGCUGCCGGCAGCUGAAAAUGACUUCGAGUUGUCUUCCAGUGACAAAGGGAGUCUGACUGCCACGCCUCUCAUAGGGAUGUGCGUGGGGUCAUAUUUCUGGGGCAAUUUAGCUGACGCCCGGGGCCGUAAGAAGGCCAUCAUCGGAGCCCUACUACUGGACGCCCUUGCAGCUUUCCUCUCCAGUGUUGUUCAGUCAUUUCCAGCCUUUUUGGCUUGCAGAUUCUUCUCCGGUUUCGGCAUCAUCGGUGCCACGGGGCUCAUCUUCCCGUACUUCGGGGACUUCCUCUCGCUGCGUCAUAGAGACGUGAUGCUGUGCCGGCUGGAAGUGUUCUGGACCCUCGGCACUAUACUUCUGCCGGGUAUCGCGUACGGCAUCAUCAGAGGCGAGACCUUCAACCUGACUGCAGAAGGCUCAGACUUCAAGUACAGUUCGUGGCGGGUGUUCGUCGCAGCCUGCGGCAUCCCCAGCCUCCUGGUGGUGCUACUUCUCAUCCCCUUCCCGGAGAGCCCCCGGUACUUGCUUCAUGCGAACAGAGCUGAGCAGGCGCUACAUGUUCUGCAGAAAAUCUUCGUCGUGAACACUAAGUUGAAUGAAAAAGACUUCCCUAUUGAAUCGAUGAUAAGCGGAGGUGAUGGUGAUGAAGAGGAAGUGGUAUCAGCAGAUAACAACGGCAAUGAGACGAAAGCUCCCCUGACCUGGAACCAGCGUUGGCAAGCCUUUUGGAUCCGAAAGAAGAUGCUGGUGACUCCGCCGUACAUAGGCCUCCUGGUGCUCUGCUGUUUUGUUGACUUCGGUCUUAUGUUCAGUUACUACACAUUAAUGAUGUGGUUUCCGGAUCUGUUCGAGAGAUUCAGCCAGUUCUCGUCUCUGUACCCCGACGUGUCUGCCGGAGUGUGUGAGGUCUCACUCAAAGUCCGAAACGAAUCUAAUAAUUUGCUGAGCAAAUCCGAGUCCCUGGAUGAUAAUGUAUAUACGCACACGUUACUUGUCGCUCUGAGCUGUCUGCCUACAGCUCUGUGUCUUGGUAUUACCAUCAACUUAGUGGGCAAGAAGCUUAUGCUUGUGAUGAUGCUUAUCAGUUCGGGCCUGGCUGCACUUGGUUUGAACUUGGUGCGCUCCUCGCUCGAGAACCUGAUCCUCUCCUGCGUAUUCGAGGCGAUAGUCAGCUGCACAGAAGCUGUGCUGUUCUGUGUUAUUUGUGAAAUAUUCCCCACCAAAGUUGCUGCGACCGCAAUGGCGGUGACGGUGAUGUGUGGCCGCGUGGGUGCCAUCGUCGGCAACGUGGUGUUUGGCGCGCUGGUCGACCACCACUGCGUAGUGCCUAUCUACAUGUUUGGUACUUUCCUCAUAACGAGUGGACUAUUGUGUAUAAUCCUGCCGAAGAGCACGAGACCGGAGCGGCCGCAGUAACAAUUUUGCGGAUAUUAAUUACUGUUGUAUUUUUAUAUGAUUAAAAUUAUUAUAUUACA